AUGCUCGAUUUCGACUACUGCUGCGAUGCGCGGGCGGUCGCCCUUGCUGCAAGGGUUAGGCGGAGGUGGAAGGCUCUUCUGUCCGGGCGCCCAGCGAGCGACGCAGGCCAGGGGGCGCACGCCCCGGAAGAGAUAGUUGGCUGUCACGCUGGCGGUGACUCUCCAGCCAACCUUUUGAGGCAGUUUCAAGCGACCAGCUCCUUUGAGAUCUUCCAGAACCCGCUGGGUGCCGAAGGUGAGUCGCUGAAGAGCAGGAGACUGCUCUGGCGCAUCGGGCGUCUGGAUGAGUUUUAUCCGUAG
Molecule: messenger RNA, 300 nt
Organism: Prorocentrum cordatum
Lineage: Eukaryota; Dinophyceae; Prorocentrales; Prorocentraceae
Source: the annotation of a GenBank genome assembly